Messenger RNA from Eucalyptus grandis, 2821 nucleotides. RefSeq names its product CTD small phosphatase-like protein 2. The record is from RefSeq and is a predicted model, not a curated record. Gene Ontology annotation, molecular function: phosphatase activity. The transcript has 9 exons. Bases 428 to 2629 code for a protein of 733 amino acids. Lineage: Eukaryota; Viridiplantae; Streptophyta; Magnoliopsida; Myrtales; Myrtaceae.
UCUGGUUUUUUCGUUUCCCUCUCCUUCGUCUCUUUGGAGGGAAAAACUUCGGGAAAUCCAAAUCGAGCAAGCCUCCUCUUUCCGCUCACUCUGUUCCUCUACUGGCUAGGGCUUCCGGCUCGGCUCCAGCUCCGCGUCCCUCGCUCGCUUCCGGCGCCGGCGGAACUGAAAUCGCUCCGGCUUUCUCCGGCAGGGGGACGGCCUUCUCCGGCUUCCCGGUCCUCGUGGUUUUGUACUCCUUUCGGCCUCCGAGCACGGCGAUUCUGGCGAUCCGAGCGCGCGUCGGCUCAGUUAGUAGUUUUCGCAAGAUUCUUCGGACCCAACCAAUACAGCACUUAUUUCUUAAGUCUGGGAACGGAGGAGACUGUUUCUCAAGUAUUUUCUCUAAGGUGGAAGUGGCAUAUCACACUGGGGAAUUCUACCUGGUAUGACGAUGCAAAACAAGAGAAAAGGAUCUGCAAGAAUCGCUGCUAGAGAUCAUGCCAGUCCUAGAGUAUCAAGAUCUCAGAAGUCAUCUUCUGAAAAUGCGCAAAUAGCUGAUAAGAAAGCAUCGCAGCUGAUUACAUCCUCGCCUAGAAGGCAACGGAACUCUGGUGUUCCUCAGAAGAAGAACGAUACUUCCCUAGCUUUGAAGAGUGUGAAUACAAGAAGCAGGUUCAGUUCAGAUGCUUGUUUGGACUGUGAUGUGACUGAGGAUGUUUCUUUCGAUUGCAAGGGUCCUCAAGAGGGAGCUGCUCAUCUUGUUUUGGAGACUAUUUUUUCUCCUGUUUUUCAUUCAGCUAGAAAUGGUGACAGGGAGCUUGCUGAUGAAGAAAACAAUGUCAAGUUCUAUCAAAUUGAGCAAGAAAUAAAUCAUCGGUGUAGCACAGAGCAGUUGCAAGUUGAUGUGCAGAAUGGUUGUGUUGUUCAUGAAACGUCAGGGUGCUAUUCUGUGGAAGAGAAGAGUAUUUGUGAGAAUAACUCAACUUCAAUGAGUAUGACUCACUCAAAUUAUGUGGAGAUGGACCAAAAUAUGUGCUCAGAAAAUUCAGAUGCGAACAAUGGUGAUAUGAUGGUUAGUCUGGAUACUAAUGCUUUAAGUUCUCAGUACAGUAUGGAUAUUGAAGGAGCCAGCCUUUCAUCUGAAGUUUCGGCCAUAUAUUUUGCCAUGAAAAACUCCAAGCUUGAAUGUGUUGAUGAGCAUGGUCAAGACACUAUUACAACAGACGUAUGUGUGGAGGAUGAUGAUUAUGAUGAGCUUGAUGACUUUGACCCAUAUUUUUUCAUAAAAAACUUGCCAGCCUUGUCCUCCGUUGUCCCAACCUUUCGGCGAAUGUUACUACCUAAGCAGACUCGAAGUUGUCCUUCUACCACUCUUGUUUUGGACUUGGAUGAAACUUUGGUGCAUUCCACACUAGAACCUUGUGAGGAUGCAGAUUUUACGUUUCCAGUUAAUUUUAAUCUUCAAGAGCACACUGUCUAUGUUCGUUGCCGUCCUCAUCUAAGAGACUUUAUGGAGAGAGUCUCCGGUCUUUUUGAGAUAAUAAUAUUCACAGCUAGUCAGAGUAUAUAUGCGGAACAGCUUCUCAAUGUGCUAGACCCGAAAAGGAAAGUAUUUCGUCACCGAGUCUAUCGUGAUUCCUGUGUUUAUGUGGAGGGAAAUUACCUAAAAGACUUAUCCGUCCUCGGUCGUGACCUGGCACGUGUCAUUAUCAUUGAUAAUUCUCCACAGGCAUUUGGAUUCCAAGUGGACAAUGGAAUACCCAUCGAGAGCUGGUUUGACGAUCAAUCGGAUCAAGAGUUGCUCCGGUUACUGCCAUUUUUGGAAAGCUUAGUUGGUGUUGAAGAUGUCCGGCCUUUUAUCGCAAAGAAAUACAAUCUCCGGGAGAAAAUAGCUGCCGCUGCCUAUCCUCUAAACACAAGGAGGGCCGAUCCUUUCGAAAGGAACCCGAUGGAGGCCGAGAACGGCGAGACGAAGGCGCAUCGCCGCCAGCUGAAGCACCUCGGUUUCGUCAGGCUGACCGCGGUCCACGCCCUGGUCUUCGUGUCGGGCCUCUACGACCGGGCGAAGCGCAAUUGCGGGCCCCUGAGGCCGGCGGUGGCCACCGUGGAGGGGGCCGUGACGGCCGUCGUGGGCCCCGUCUACGAGAAGCUCAAGGACGUGCCGGAGGAUCUCCUCGUCUUCGCUGAUCGGAAGGUCGAUGAAGCAACGCACAAAUUCGACAAGCAUGCGCCUCCCUUUGCCAAGCACGUAGCUCACGACAUCCAUCACUUGAUUCUGAAGACUGCAGAGAAGGCUCAGAGGCUCGUGAACGAGGCUCAAACGGGAGGCCCGCACGCAGCUCUGCACUACGCUGCUACCGAGUCGAAGCAUGUCUUCCUGGACCAGAGCGUGAAGGUCUGGAUCAGGCUCAACAAGGUUCAGCCCUUGCACAUGGUGGUGGACAUGACAGUGCCGACAGCUGCUCACUGGUCCAAGAAGUACAACAAUGUCGUCAUGGACAUGAAGCAGAAGGGCUAUCCUGUGAUCGGCUAUUUGCCGCCGGUCCCUAUUGAUGAGAUCGCCAAGGCAUUCAAAUGCGGCGAAGCGGAGAAGAAUGGCGAGGUCGAGGUUCUGCCUAAGCCCGCUUCAAGUUCCGAGUCGGAUUGAUGGGCCUGCUGUGCUUUCAUGGGGCUUGGAUUUGCGAUAAAAUGUAAGUGGCUUGCAGGGUAAAAAGGUAGAAAGAGUGUCUGUCUGAAUGCGGUGAAGCCGAUCUGACGUGUGAUGUAAAAAAGACAGCCGAACCUUGUUUUUUCUCUCUCUUCAUGUGGGUAAUGAAUGUGAAUAAUUACGUCGAUUCUA